AUGGGAAUACCGUAUGCCCUUCCACCGGUCGGACAGUUGAGAUUCCGCCAUGCCGUCCCUGUAGCCGCUGGAAACGGCACACUCGAGGCUUUCGAAUUGGGUCCAAGAUGCCCUGGAAAGCAGCUUGUUCCCUUCACCGACGACGAGUGGCUGGGCCCCGACUGGGAGAGUGAAGACUGCUUGACUAUCAAUGUGUAUCGUCCGAAAGGCCAUACGGCCAGCGAUAAGAAGCUUCCUGUCGCGGUGAUGAUCCCUGGGGGCGCAUUCAACCGCGGAGCAGCUCGGAUGCACAACACGCCAUCGAUGCUGGCUUGGUCUGAAGAGCCCUGGAUUGGUGUCUCAAUGCAGUAUCGCAUUGGUGUUGCGGGUGGCAUGAACACCGCUUUAACCAAGAAAGAAGGUCUCUUGAAUCUGGGCCUCAAGGACAUGUAUGUGGCCUUGGAGUGGGUUCAAAAGAACAUCGCUGCUUUUGGCGGUGAUCCUGAUGAUGUAACCAUCAUGGGGCUAUCUGCUGCUGCUCACGGUAUUGGCCAUCUGGUUAUGGACAUUAACCAGAAGAAGAAGCUUUUUCACAAGGCCAUCAUGGACUCCGGCGGCCACACCGCCCGAGUAGUUCACCCACCCGAGUCGAAGCUCAACGAGGCUCAUUUUCAGGAGUUUCUCGAGCUCACUGGCUGCAACAACCGCCCCGAGCAUGAGAUCCUGCCGUGUCUCCGCGCGCUGCCCUCUUCGACAAUCAUUGAGUCGGGUCAGAAAGUUUACGAGAAGUCCAAUCCGUCUGUUCGAUGGGCUUGGCAACCUGUCCUCGACGGUGACAUCAUCUCUCGGCGUCCCAUUGAUGCCUGGAAGUCUGGGAAGUGGAACAAGGUCCCUAUCUUUACUGGAUCUGCUCACAACGAGGGCGCGAUGUACGUCCCCAAGGCAGCAUCUUCACCUGAUGAUUUCACAGACUUCUUUCGCACUCUCCUCCCGCAGCUUUCAGAUAAGGAGCUGGCUGAGCUGAACAAGCUUUACCCUGACCCUUCAAAGUACCCGGACUCAGAGUAUGUGGAGACUCGCCCCCUCGAUAUCGGCGCACAAUACAAGCGUGCCGAAGCUGCCUAUGGACACUACGCAUACACUUGCCCCGUCCGGCAGACUGCAGUUUGGGGAAGCAAAUCUCCUGAGGAUCCUCCGGUGUACCUCUACCACUGGGCUCUCAACAAAACUGCCCUUUAUGGGGCCAACCACGGUGAUCAGAUGCGGUAUCAGACUUACAACGCCGAAGUGCGGUCUAUCUCGCCCAAGCAAGACGAGAUUGCCGGCUUGAUACAUGCGUAUGCCACAUCGUUCAUCGUGCAUGGGGACCCCAAUAAGAUUAAGGGCAAAUUCGAGGAGCGUCCUGAGUGGUUGCCUUUUGCUGGCAACAAGGGAAAAGAGGCUGGAAAGACGAUGAUCUUUGGCGAGGGCAACGAUGAGCGUGCUGGUGGCUCUAGUUUGGGAACCUCCGCUUAUUUCGUAGAUUACAAAUGGGCGGAGAAGGAGUGUAACUUCUGGUGGAAGCAGACGGAAAACUUCGAGGAUUGA
Messenger RNA from Colletotrichum chrysophilum, 1566 nucleotides. RefSeq lists its product as uncharacterized. The record is from RefSeq and is a predicted model, not a curated record. Bases 1 to 1566 code for a protein of 521 amino acids. The transcript is spliced from 3 exons. Lineage: Eukaryota; Fungi; Ascomycota; Sordariomycetes; Glomerellales; Glomerellaceae.